Cryptomeria japonica (Japanese cedar) is the source of this 1526-nucleotide messenger RNA. RefSeq names its product caffeoyl-CoA O-methyltransferase. Gene Ontology annotation, molecular function: S-adenosylmethionine-dependent methyltransferase activity; O-methyltransferase activity. The transcript is spliced from 6 exons. The record is from RefSeq and is a predicted model, not a curated record. Lineage: Eukaryota; Viridiplantae; Streptophyta; Pinopsida; Cupressales; Cupressaceae. The coding region runs from base 423 to 1190 and encodes 255 amino acids.
GGAUCCCAACACACAAUGUUCUAGGAAUCCGUCACUGUCAAUGUUUGGUAAGGGGUUGGUAGUUUAUAUUAUUAGGUCUCUGUAAAUUUGUUUAGAUUAGUAGGUAAUCCAGGAGAUUAGGUUAGAAAAGUGAGUUUGCAGGUCGCUGACAAGACAUUUGAUGGAGACAUUCUGAAAAAUUAAUGGAGACCCAGACCCAGUUGUGGGGGAAGACCAAAGUUUGGAGUUAGUAGUGUGAUGAUAAUCCAACUCUUCACCAACCCCUAAUGGGGUCCACAGUUCAGGCAUAGUCCCACUGACUGUACUAUAAAACUAUGAUUGUACGCCUGCACUCUGUCAUCAGAUUACCUCGGCCUUUCUACAAAGAAGAACAGAGCUGAAGAAGAAGAAACAGAAACAUUAAUAGCAGGAGGUGUGAGAGCAUGGCGAGUACAGAUGUACAGAAGGGUACAGAAGUCGCCAAGGAGACGACUCAGCAGGUUAGCCGUCACCAGGAAGUGGGUCACAAGAGCCUUCUUCAGAGCGAUGCCCUCUAUCAGUAUAUAUUGGAAACUAGUGUGUAUCCCCGUGAGCCUGAGCCAAUGAGGGAACUCAGAGAAAUAACCGCCAAGCAUCCAUGGAAUCUGAUGACUACUUCGGCUGAUGAGGGUCAGUUUUUAAAUCUGUUGUUGAAGCUCAUCAAUGCCAAGAACACCAUGGAGAUUGGUGUAUAUACUGGUUACUCUCUUCUCAGCACUGCUCUGGCCUUGCCUGAUGAUGGAAAGAUCUUAGCAAUGGACAUAAACAGGGAGAACUAUGAGUUGGGGUUGCCUGUAAUUCAAAAGGCAGGGGUUGCCCACAAAAUUGAUUUCAGAGAGGGCCCUGCCCUGCCAGUUCUUGAUCAAAUGCUGGAAGAUAAGGAAAUGCAUGGCUCCUUCGAUUUCAUAUUUGUGGACGCAGACAAAGACAAUUAUCUGAAUUACCACAAGCGGCUGAUUGAUCUGGUGAAGAUUGGGGGCGUGAUCGGCUAUGACAAUACUCUGUGGAAUGGAUCAGUGGUGGCUCCACCCGAUGCCCCAUUAAGGAAAUAUGUGAGAUAUUACAGGGACUUUGUAAUUGAACUGAACAAGGCCCUGGCUGCAGACCCUCGUAUUGAAAUCAGUCAAAUUCCAGUAGGAGAUGGUAUCACUCUCUGCAGAAGAGUUAUUUAAAGGAAUUCAAAGGUUUGAGGGUUUGACCUGCUAUACACUGUUUUAUCGUUAAUAAAGCCGAGAUUCAAAGCUUGAAAAAAGAUAUGUUCUUCCUAUUUCCAAAAGUAGCCCCAAAAGUAUUUUUCCCAUAAGCUGUUCCUUGUAUCUUGCAUAAGGCAAGGCAAUGGACUGAUUUAAGAACAGUCCAGACAAAAAUGUAAUGUUUAAAACCUUGUUUGAACAUAUGUGAGGGAUUUCUCCCUGUUUCAGACCAAUUAUUGUGGAUUUCAAAACCAUGAUUUGAAAAUCAGAGAGAGGAUAAAUUUAUGCAAUGAAUUUGAAGUGUUACAUGCUCUA